AAUUAAUUUGUAUACUUUGACGAUUUCCUAAUGACAGUUAUUAAACAUCUACAUAAAACUGCUUUUGAAAUAAUGAAGCAAGACCAAGAGUUUUUCGCAAAAGUGAUUUCAAAGUACUUUGAUUGGGUAAAUAUAUGAAAUACAGUCUGUCAGAGACACAUACAAAGAAAUCCCAACAUAUCUACAUAUUAUCAUAAACAAAGCAUGCGAUUCAGGUUCUUUGUGACGUGUACUUUUUACAAACUCAUAAGUUGUCGCUACUACCUCACAUAAGGCAUGGACAAUAAGUAAUGAAAGAGUACAUUCUUGGUUAGAUGUUAAAGAUUGUCUUUUGGUGGAUAGAAAGGGUUAGUCUUUAGUCACUAACCGACACAAUAAACCAUCUCAAUUAUAACAGGCGUAUUGAGCAGCUGUUUGGUAACUCGAUCACGCCAACACAAAGACUCGACUCUACGAUACAACCACUUAUUUUUACAGACCAAACAAAAUUCGCGAAGUCAUAAAGUUCAUAAUCUUUCAAAAUGGCAUACAUAUAUUUCUAAGAACUUUACGUUAUACAUUUGGCUUCUUGGAAUACGAUAUUGCCUGAUUCCGUAUAUUUUAAUGAAAAGAAAUUGACUUGUAGAAACUAACUUCGAGGAAAUAUCUACCUACCGUGGUAUAAAAUGUCGUAUGUAUCUUUCUCAGAGUUACUUUGCUAAUCGUGUUUGGCAAAUGACAGUGCAAAUAAUUUGUAAAAAUAUUUCCCAAAUUUUCUCGUCAGCAACUAACAUACAAAACAAAAUCGGUUACAAAGUGAAAUGGAACGAAAUGCACAUGUCGUUGAUUUCAUUUUGCUCGUUUGUGCAGCACUAAAUGUGUAUGCUUGUAACCAAACUGCGUUGGGUAAUCUUGCUUGUAUACACAUACCUCGCUACAAUGAAGAGCAGUGGUCUAGUUGUGUUACAGAUCUGUAUAUAAGACAGAAGUCAAAGGGUCGUCACGGCUGUCCAAUAGGUCAAAUGGUUUGUUUUUAUCAGUGCAUGUUAGAAGAACACGGUGAGAAUGCGGGUAUCGUAAGAGAUCCAUGUACUUGCUCAAAAGACGACCGACAGAAUAUGGAUGCUGUGAAAGCCGUAGAAAUGUUGACACCAACAUUGCCGCUUCAAUCGUGGUGUUUUACACCAAGCGGAGCUGACUGUAACUGGUUUGAAACAUGUCUUGCUCGACGUUAUUCUUGCGGAGAAAAGUUUCGAGGUGAGGUAAUACGCUUUGCUAAAGAGUUCUGUAAAUUGUACCUAAAUCCCUACUCGGAAUUGUCACGAAAAGGAUUACUUUGGGUGAACGGGUGAGAAAGUGCAUGCAAAUAAGCCUGGUAACGAUGUUGAGAAAAUGGCAAGUUGAACGCACUGAUGUGCGAAACUUUGACAAGGAACGCUCUGCGGUCAUUUAAACACUGCUUUCAUUCACCAUUUCCUGGAGUUUUGCCGACCCUUUGAAUUACCUUUGAACGAUUUGUGGCGAAUAUUUUGGAAUCUCCGUCAGAAGUUAGAAAAUGAGAAGGCACAUCGCAGCCUUCUGGCAUUUCUUCAGAUUAUUGAAAAUGCAGAAGCUUCAAGAAUCCACGUUGACUAAAGGGAACGUAAGAAAACUGAUAUUCCAAGUAAAGCCAAUGGAAAUACCCAACAGCGAAUUGAAUAUGAAAAUCUCAAGACAACACUGAACAAAAAAUCACACCACAAUUUUGCUUCGACAGGAAGAUAUUUCAUGGUUUGCUUACGCUAAGAAGCCUAGAUAUUCUUUGAACAAUAAAAUAGACUUUCACUUCUUCGUCGCAGACAAACGUGAGCAUUUGAUGAUUCAAAGAACAAGCUCGAAGACCCUGUAAAUCUAAAUCGCACCGUUUGGAAAUUAGUCGAAGCUGUUCGCAUGAACAAAAAGUGUUACAAAAAUGGCGCACCUGAUGCAUAUUAUGACAUAAUAUCCACGACAGUUUGUGAAAAUUUAGAGUGCGGUGAGAACAGUUUCACUGUUCAAACCGUUGCGCAUUCGUACAAAAGUAAAGCCACGAAAACAAAUCAAAUUAGUGGUGGAUUCUAUGCCAUGUUUGUAUUAAUAACGUACAAUAUGUUCAGAGUUUAGUUUCCUAGGACCUUCGCCGGCCUUCACAUUAUCGAACUAUGGCAAUGACUGCGUUAAACUGAGCAUGAUGUCAAUCUGGGGAUUACGCAAGCUUCGCCAGUUCGUGCAAACUGUUCAAUCGUUGGGUUAAAACCAUCUUUUAUCGUACACACAUAUCACAACAAAGUAGAACGGAUUUCAUCGCUAUAAUAUUCAUCAUUAGUCAAUGUAAUAAUUUAAAAUACAAAAUUGAUCAUUGUAAUAAAAUACAGACGCAGCAUA
Messenger RNA from Xenia sp. Carnegie-2017, 2382 nucleotides. RefSeq lists its product as uncharacterized. NCBI's taxonomy places the organism in Eukaryota, Metazoa, Cnidaria, Anthozoa, Malacalcyonacea, Xeniidae. Bases 801 to 1331 code for a protein of 176 amino acids. The record is from RefSeq and is a predicted model, not a curated record. The transcript has a single exon.